Messenger RNA from Aspergillus calidoustus, 1722 nucleotides. Lineage: Eukaryota; Fungi; Ascomycota; Eurotiomycetes; Eurotiales; Aspergillaceae. The record is from the annotation of a GenBank genome assembly.
AUGCUAGACGGGCGCUCCAAAAUGUCCGAUCAAACGGCCCCAAAUGGGACGUCUACACCGACUUCGCGAUUGAGCAGCCUGGCUCUCACCGAAUACUCUGCGAUCCCCACCCCUACAUCAGAGAAGGAGGAGUAUAGGGGACCGGAAAGCCCACCCUCUUGGGAUAUCCCUGACGCCUUUUUGCUUCCCAAUGGCUACCCGGAUUAUCUCCGGUUGAUCCUCACCUCCCGUGUUUACGAAAUCACCACCGAAUCCCCGCUUCACCAUGCCGUCAACCUCAGUAACCGUAUGGAGUGUCGAGUGCUUCUUAAGCGGGAGGAUAUGCUUCCCGUUUUCAGCUUCAAGCUUCGUGGAGCCUACAACAAGAUGGCCCACUUGUCCCAUGAGCAGAGAUGGAAGGGUGUUAUUGCGUGCUCUGCAGGAAACCAUGCGCAGGGUGUUGCGUACUCCGCCCGCAAGUUGAAAAUUCCCGCCACUAUCGUCAUGCCUUCUGGCACCCCCGCCAUCAAACACUUGAAUGUUGCCCGACUUGGCGGUAGCGUCGUCCUUCACGGAAACGAUUUCGAUGCCGCUAAGGAGGAAGCUCAUCGCUUGGAAAAGCAGCACGGUCUGACCGGCAUUCCUCCUUUUGACGAUCCGUACGUUAUCGCUGGACAGGGAACCAUUGGUAUGGAGAUUCUUCGUCAGGCAAACCUAGAAAAGCUGGAAGCUGUGUUUUGCGCCGUUGGCGGAGGAGGUCUGAUCUCUGGUGUUGGUGUUUAUCUUAAGCGCAUUGCACCCCAUGUCAAGGUUAUCGGCGUGGAGACCCACGAUGCCAACGCCAUGGCCCAAUCAUUAGAGGAGGGCUCCCGUGUCCUGCUGAGCGAAGUGGGGCUGUUCGCUGAUGGCGCUGCGGUAAAGACUGUUGGGUCUGAGUGCUGGCGUGUGGCUCGUGAAGUGGUGGAUGAGGUUAUCCUUGUCUCUACUGAUGAGACCUGUGCUGCGAUCAAGGAUGCUUUCGAGGACACACGAUCUAUCAUCGAACCUGCCGGAGCCCUGGCUAUUGCAGGUCUGAAGAAGUAUGUUGCAAAGUACCCUAGCCCGCACACAAACCGCGAGCUUGUUGCUAUCACCUCCGGAGCAAACAUGGACUUUGACCGUUUACGGUUCGUUGCCGAGCGUGCCGCAUUGGGGGAGCGAAAGGAAGCGCUGCUCAGCGUCAACAUUCCCGAGAAACCUGGCGCUUUCGCAAAACUCGUGGAAGUUAUCCUUCCCCACGCCGUAACCGCCUUCAGCUACCGCUACGCUAACGACGAAUCUGCGGAUGUUCUCAUGGGCAUCUCCCUCUCCGCUUCAACCGGCCGGGACGACCUCGCGAAGAUCAUGGCAGAACUAGUCAGGGGCGGUAUGAGCCCUCGGGACCUCAGUGACGACGAGCUGGCCAAGCGCCAUGUCCGCUUCCUGGUCGGCGGACGCAGCGAUGUGAAUGACGAGCGUUUGUUCAUGUUUGAAUUCCCUGAACGCCCUGGCGCACUCGCCAAGUUCCUCACGACCCUCCGUCCCAACCAAAACAUUUCCUUAUUCCACUACCGCAACUAUGGCGGAGACGUUGGCAAGGUUCUUGCCGGUAUCCAGUGCCCGGAGGCAGAAAAAGCGGAUCUGGAGGCUUUCCUGCAUGACUUGGGGUACCCAUUCAGCGAGGAAACCGAGUCCGAGUCAUACAAGACUUUCCUUCGUCGUUGA